AUGGCAGAAAUGAAAGCGUUCCAGCUCAGAGCAGCCUGCACUCUCACCUUUUUCUUUCUCCUGAUCUCUUGGGUUGAUGCAGCUUCCUUCCAGCAGCAUCAGCUGCUUCAGAAAGAUCCAGACUACGUGAUGAAGACCUUACAGAGGUUCCCAAAUCCUGAUAUGAUCAAAGCUCUGGAAUACAUAGAAGAUCUUCGCAAGCAAACUAACAAGGGAGAAAGCAGCCCUGAUUACAGCUUUUAUCAAGGUGUCCCAUAUCUCCUGCCACAGAAAGAAAGCAAAGAUCAGGUUCACCUACCAGACAAUAUAAGGGAUUCUUUGUCUGAAGACGAGUCCCAGUGGGUCAAGGUAAUGCUGGAAGCCUUGCGGCAAGCUGAGAAACAGUCAAAAUCUGGCCCAAAGGAGAAUAAAGCUUACGGUCUGGGUUCAGAUAACUUUCCAGCUGGACUAACAGAUGACUAUGAGGCAUACAAAUGGCCUGAGAGGUGGCCAAAGUAUCUCAAAAUGCCUCUUGGGCACUAUGAAGACAGUUCAAGAGACAGUCCUUUCAAGCGCACUAAUGAGAUAGUGGAAGAGCAAUACACACCCCAAAGCCUUGCCACGCUGGAGUCUGUGUUCCAGGAGCUGGGGAAGAUGGCAGGGUCAAGCAACCAUAAGAAAGAGAGGCUGGAUGAGGACCAGAAAUUGUAUACAGAUGAUGAAGAUGAUGUCUAUAAAGUGAAUAACAUUGCCUAUGAAGAUGUGGUUGGAGGAGAAGAUUGGAAUCCUAUAGAGGAAAAAGUGGAAAGCCAAACCCAGGAGGAGAUAAAAGACAGCAAAGAGGAAAUUGAUAAACACGAAGAGGAGAUUGAUGAAGAAAUGAAAAGGUCAGGAAAAUUCAGCUUCUUUGAGGAUGAAAUAAGAAGAGACAACAAAGACCCAGAGGAUGUUUCAAAGCUAAUGAAUUAUUACCUUAAGAAGCUGGUGGGCAGUGCUGGGAAUAGGAAAUUAAGGACUGGAGGAGAACUUGAGGAAAAAAGAGCAGCCGCAGUCUUGGAUAAGCAGCUCGAUCCUCAGUCUAUAGCUCAGCUGAUCGAAAUCUCAAGGAAUUUACAAAUUCCUCCAGAGGAUUUGAUAGACAUGUUGAAAGCUGGAGAAAGAAAGCAGCUUCAGAGCGAAAGGUUGGAAGCAGAGCAGGAAGUGGAAUUCCCAGAAGACCUCAACGAGAUCGCUGACAACAAUCUAGGGCAGAGCGAUAUAUUUAAAACCAGCAUAAACUCUAAAACCGGGUAUGUGAAGCAGCCUCUUAAUGCUAUCCCAGAAAACCUACCUGAAGACCUCAAUCUUGAAGAUAUCAUCAGUCUUCUGGGAGCUGACAAUUUAGCUAAUCAGAAUCCCUCUUACCUACUAAAUCAUCUUAAUCAAGAAAAUGACUUGCCGAGACUGUCUUACAUUCCCAGAAGAUUGAGAGGCCGCCCAUUCCCUAAAGCUGCCUGGAUGAACGACUUGGAAAGGAGACAAAUGGACUCCGAGAAGCUGGAUGAGAAGGAUGAAGAGCUAGCUGAUUACUUGGCAAAGGUGUUGGCAAAAUACCCUGACAUUGUCAAUACGAACCAAGCGAAACGAGUCCCAGUGCCAGCUUCUGAAAGUGAGCUGCAGGAAGAUGAUCGGCUGGAGCAGGCCAUCAGGGAGCACCUAAGUCAGAUGGGACCACAGGAGGCCUCGAAGUUGGCUUCACUAAGCAAAAGGCUCUCCAUGGCCGGGGAAAGUGAUGACACACAAACCAGGCAGUACCUGGAUGAGGAUAUGCUGGCAAAGGUGUUGGAGUAUCUAAAACAGGAGAAAUCAGAGCUGGAAAGAGAUCGCAUCGCAAAACGGGCAAUGGAAAACAUGUAAUGGUUCCCUGGCUCUUAUUUCUCUUCAGUGUGUUGACUUCUACCCUAAUUCAGUUGUGACUUCUUCCUGCUCUCCCACUAAACAACCUCUGGUAGACUACUUACCAUUGAACAGGCUGCAUAUCUUUCUCAGAGCUGUUAUCUUGUUUAUUGAUAUACUUCUAUAUGUCAUAACUUAUGGGGCAAACAGCAAAUUGCUUCAAGUGUUUUGAGAAACAAUUCAAUGAAAUCAAGUACAACCAUAAUAUGUAAAACUAACAACCUUUGCAUUGUUAAUAAAACCAUGAUAAAUGAGGAGUGACAGUUAUCAUUUGAGAUUUUUAAGAUUAUUUUGUUACUGUCUGUAGUGGUUUUUUGUGGAGUAUCGAAUAAAAAAAAA
Molecule: messenger RNA, 2253 nt
Organism: Indicator indicator
Lineage: Eukaryota; Metazoa; Chordata; Aves; Piciformes; Indicatoridae
Gene: SCG2
Product: secretogranin II
Exons: 1
Coding region: 1-1875 (624 amino acids)
Cellular component (GO): secretory granule
Source: RefSeq, a predicted model, not a curated record